UCUCGGGAUACUUUAAAGUUUGAUCGAUUUGACAUUGAUAUUUUCCCAUAAUUUCCUCCAAAAAUGGCUAAAAUUGCGGAAAUAUCUAACAGAAACAACGAACAUGGUGGCUCAGUGUUGGAUGAUUUUUUCAAAUCACCCAGAAUGACAAAGGAAUUCAUAAAGAAACACUGCAAAGAGCAUAAACUCUAUCAGACGCCCCAUUUGAACGAUGUCCUGUACCUUCACUUCAAAGGAUUUUCUUAUAUAGAAAACCUAGAAGAGUACACUGGACUGAAAUGUCUUUGGCUGGAAAACAACGGCAUACGAGAAAUAAGUGGAUUGGACAACCAGGCAGGACUUCGGAGUCUAUUUUUGCACUACAACCUUAUCAAGAAGAUCGAAAACCUAGAAAAUUGCCCUAUGUUGGAUACUCUGAACAUCUCCUACAAUCAAGUUAAAAAAAUCGAGAACUUGGCCACCAUAAAGAACCUGCACACCCUGAACAUGUCCAACAAUUACGUCGAAACUCUGGACGACUUUGAGCACCUAGCCGAGCUUCUGGAGCUCUCGGUGCUGGACCUGUCCAAUAACCACAUAGAAGAUCCUCUCAUCGUCGAGGUCUUAAAUCGGAUGCCCAAUCUUAGGGUUCUAAAUCUCAUGGGAAAUCCUGUACUCAGGAGGAUUCCAGCCUAUAGGAAGACGUUGAUUUUGUCAUGUAAGAAUCUUCAAUACCUCGAUGACAGACCUGUUUUUCCAAGAGAUAGGGCUUGCGCGGAAGCUUGGGAACGAGGUGGCGUUCAGGAAGAGGCUGCUGAACGACAAAGAUGGAUAGACAGGGAGAGACAAAGGAUAAUGGACAGCGUCAAUGCACUUGUGAGACUUAGGGACGAGAGGAUCAGGGAGAGGGAACAGAACAACCUGCACAGCGACAGCGGUUUUGGCACGUCCUUCGAAGGGUCGGAGAGCGAGGGGGAUCGUAGUAGAUCAGAGCCAGCACCGGUUAGCGUAGAUUUGGACGACGAAAACGGAACCACCGCAUCUUCAGGCUCGGAAGAAGAAGAAAACCUACCGUUCGCCUAUGAGGACGCUCAGGCUGACGACCAGCAACCUUCGGGAAGUAGCAGUAGCAGCGAAGAGGACCCUGAUCAUCUCAAAGACUACAUGGAGUUUAGGAACAGGGUCGUGGAUUAUCCCGUAGAGUGCAGGACCAACGGCAACGCCAUAGCUACCCAGAACUCCAACGAACUGUUCAGGAGGAUAUCGGAGAAGAUGAACGAAGAGGAUUUCGAACCCAAUCAACCUUGUGAGACAUGCCAGAACCUCUACGAGGAAAAUAUCGAUACCAUCAGCUUCGAUGCGCCUGAGGAUGCCAACAAAGCCGAUAACGAAACACUUUCUGUUAGUGAAGAUGCGGCCAAUCCUCCAACAACGACCGUGGUUCAGACAGAAGAAGAAAACUUGAAAGGAGAAGAUGAAACGUUGGAGGAGAACCCAAAACAGACUCCUGUGGUAAUCGAGGAACUUCCAGAAGAUCGCUAUUUGACUCUGCCACUCUGUAAUCAACCCCCAGUGGACCAAGAGAAGAUUUCUUCGAUUUUCUCCGCGCCAAAGAGGAGUUCGAGGUUCAGUUCCUCUUCUCCAGAUUCAGACGAUGAAGAGCCACUUAUAAAAGAGGUUUCCAGGUCCGUGUUGACCACCAAGAAGGUCUUGAUCGAAGAGAUGGUCACGGAUGAGGAAAACUCCAAAAGUAUCGAAAAGAACGCUUGCUCGUUCAUGGAGAGUAUCAGGAAGAACAUGUACGAUUUGGAAGAUGACAAUGAGGGGAUGAAAGAGGUUGAAAAGACCCAGAGCAAAGAAGAAGUUGAGGCUGUACGCAGACCGCUUAUAGAAGACAUAACUGAGAAGGGCUCUGAGGAAGAGAUGGAAAGUAAAGAGAAGAAAGUUGAAGGAGAGUUGGAUAAUGAAGGGAAGAAAGAGGAACAAGAGAGUGAAGAGAAAAGAGUUGAGGAAACAGAUGGGAGGUGGUGGAAGCUUGAGAUACAGGAGAAGAUCAGAAAGGAAGAAACCAACCAUAGAUUUGACAAUGAAGAUCACCCUGACAAUACUCCAGAAGACAUCAUUGACCACCAUGAAGACUCCGACGAACUGACCAAGAUUCCAGAGGACGACACCAAAGACCAAGGAGAUCUGAAGAACAUCACCAUGGACCACGAUGAACUCGAAGAAGAGAAACGAAACUCGUCAAUCAAUGAAAGAGAUGGGUUAGAGAAAGAGUCAGAUUUGGUCAAUCCAGAAGAACGUUUGGGGAAGAUGUUGAAAGUGAUGGAGGAAGCCAUUGGAGUAGAUUUAGAUGAAGAAGAAGAAGAGGCUUACGCCACUUUGACGUCGCGGAGUCAAGAUGACAACCCCACGUCACAUUUCGAAGGUAUGACUGGCGAAAGGGAGGAGAUUAGGGUGGAGCUUUACGGGAACGAGGAGCGAAGCAUGACCGUGACCGAAUUCUACGGUGAGGAGAAGGCCCAGGAGGACGGGAAGAAACAGGAGUACAGCUGGAAGAGGUUCAACGAUAAACUGGACGAGAUAGCUGCAACCAGGAAGGAAUGGCCGAUAUCCGACGACGAACUGGAGGAGCAGAUGAAGAAAUUCGACAAGGAGUGCGUGGAGAUCGACAGGGAGAACCGGAGGAAGGUGGAGGAAGAACGUAUACAGGGUGUCUCUCGUUACGAUUCGCCGGCGAACGUCAUAGAUUUCGACUGCAAGCAUAUAAGGGAGAACGCGGAGGCCUUCUUCAGGAAUAUGGAUGGUUCGAAGUGCACCGAAGCUACGGUUUCGCUGGACCAGCUGGACAGCGAGGAGGAGACGGAGGUGUACGAGAGGGAGAUGGAGGAUCGGCUGCUGGACGAUACGGACGUGGACGAUCGCAACUACAGGGAGCUGCUGGAGUGGGACAUAAGUCUUCCGCCCCAGAACAGGGUGAUGCUGCUGCCCAUCCAGCGUAAGGUGGAGGAGGAGGAGGAGGAGGAAGAGGAUGAGGAGGAGGAGGUGGAGGAGUGGAAGGAGUUCGAGAUCACGCCGAUCGUGCAGUAUUGCGAUGAGGAGAGUGGGGAAGAAAGGAAGAAGAAGAGUAUUUUUACGGAUGCCAAAAAGGAGGAGGGAUAUUGUAGUCGAAGCUGUUCUACUGAAGGGAAGAAGAAGGAAGGUACGUCAGUAUCCUUCCUGCCAGUUUUCAAGAGACCCGACGACGUGGUCACCAAGUACGUCAACACCGAUCAGCUGGAGAAGGCGGACGGUAGCAGGUUGGACAACACGGUCAUCAUGACCAAUUCCAUAGCGGAAAUAAGGGCCAAGAUGACGGAGUUCAGGAAGUCCCUGGAGGACUUCAACGAGAGGUCCAAGGCGGCUGCCAACGAGAUAUUCAAGAGCUACAACGAUUCGCUGGCCAAACAGAUACAGUUCGAGAAGGAACUGUUCGAAGAGAUCGAGGACGAUGAAAAAAUCGUCGAAGAAGAGGAACAAGAACUGGAGGAGGUUAUGAGUGAACGGCGGAAGGAGCACUUGGCUUAUAUAAAUCAAGACCUGAGGGACCCCGAGGAUGGGCAGAGGAGUUUGGAGCAUAUAAGGGAGAUGUUGAAGAUGAUCGAGGUCAAUGUUGAGGAUUACGAGAGUUCUAAGUUGUUGGAAGAUCGGGAAAUUGUUGAGAAUCGAAUGGAUGUAGGGCAGGAUGGAAACAUUGAAUUGGAAGAGUCGAAAGAAUCCGAUGAAUUGCCGAAUUGUUCAGUCGACGAAGAUGCCGAAGAAGUUGGUGUUGAAGAAGUUGGUGUUGAAGAAGCUGAUGAAAACGACGUACAAGAAACGUUAUCCAAACGUGAUGUAACAUGCAACUUGGAAAUGCAACUAGCCAAAGAAAAUGAGUAGUGUACUUGGAAUUUCACUUGAAUGUUGUAUGUUAAGCUCUUAAAUAAAGUCUAUUAAAUUUGAA
Messenger RNA from Coccinella septempunctata (seven-spotted ladybird), 3961 nucleotides. It is a transcript of the gene dtr, whose product is annotated as dynein axonemal assembly factor 1 homolog. The transcript is spliced from 10 exons. The record is from RefSeq and is a predicted model, not a curated record. Bases 64 to 3897 code for a protein of 1277 amino acids. Gene Ontology annotation, molecular function: protein binding. NCBI's taxonomy places the organism in Eukaryota, Metazoa, Arthropoda, Insecta, Coleoptera, Coccinellidae.